This is a messenger RNA of Anopheles coluzzii, 2451 nucleotides long. RefSeq lists its product as uncharacterized. NCBI's taxonomy places the organism in Eukaryota, Metazoa, Arthropoda, Insecta, Diptera, Culicidae. The record is from RefSeq and is a predicted model, not a curated record. The transcript has 6 exons. The coding region runs from base 1896 to 2429 and encodes 177 amino acids.
UUUUACGCAUAAAUUUAUUUUAAUUGCAUAUCGAUUCCCGCGGUAGCUUCAAGUUCAAUGGUGUCCCGAGUGAUCCUUCCAUGUUUGUCGUUCGAGUGCGUGUGUAGUUUCACUUUCUGGUCGUCCCAUUAAUACGCUACCAUUAUUGCCCGGUGCUGUUGUGAGUCCGAUAAUUAGUGCGAACAAUUAAAGAGCAAAAAUCACAACCCCACUGGUACCAUUCAACCCUCCUGCGCAACAAAGAAGAAUAGGUGUGUCUAACAAACGAACAAAAAAAACACACCACGGUGGCCGGUGGGCAAAUAGAUCGCGCCCGAUCGGGCAUCGCGAUAAUAUGGAGUGAAAUAUUACACCCAGCGGCUCACGCGAGUGAUAAGAUGAUAAAUUGGUGUGUGCGGCCGCCAUUAUCAUAUGUAAUCCCAGCCGGGGGGGAAACUCGAAUUGGCCGCACCCUCUCCGACGUCUCCGCCAAACAACAGACACACCAGCUGCAGCGUGUCUCAGCACCGCCCAGUCGAUUGGCGAUAAUGGAAAUGGAAAUCGUUCGAUCAGUGCUGCUCACCGUCGUGUAUUAACGCUGUAUGUGAAUUAGUAUGUGUGUUUGUGUGGAAUGAAGCGCUUUCCGGGGAAAUAUUAAGCCCAAAAAGGGGAAAUUAUACCUACAAUCAUGCAAACUGCUACCGAGAAAGGCUUCAGUUUGAAGAGCAAAAGGUGAAAAUACGGUCGGCGCUAGUGAGAAAAAGGUGAUGAACCUUUCCCCGCACGGCUGACCACGACCUAUACGCAAUUAGCCCGCCCCAGAGCAGGGUGUAAUUUAUUGUUUUCCUAGAAGGUUAUUAUUACUAUUUGUGAAGUGCAGAGAGCGAGAGAGAGAGAGAGAGCGAAAGUGAAAAGGAAGGGGGUGUUUCCAAAUAAAAAGCACGAGCUACAGUUGUGACCGGCAUAAACAUCUUCUUUUCUCGUGCGUAAUGUGUGAACGAUUUCAUCUGGAUUAAGCAGACAGGCUGCUCGAAAACCCGUGUCUGAUCUCAUCAUUAACACUUCGCCCCUUUUUUUUUGUGCACCAGUGCAACCAGCGACGGAACUCACCCAGAUAGUGGCCUGUGAACGUAGUGGUGGUGUACUCAACGCCUGUACAAUGUUGCGUGAGCAAGUAGUGAAGUGAAAAGCAACAAGAACGGCAAUAUUUAUCUACCCCCGAAGGGUAAGACUGCCCCCCGCCUGGGACUGCAAUCCGGUGGGCCUUGUGUCUUUCCGCGGGACCUUCCGGGUGCUCGCUGCACGAUAGAUUAAAAAGCACGGAUUUUAUUGCGCAUUCUCUCGCUCGCUGCGCGUGAAGCUGUGUAGUGAAGGGAACAAUAAUUAAGUGAAAUGAUUUUUGCCUGGCAACGGCAACCGAACGGCAGCCCGAACCACCCGAACGGAGGGCAGCAGCAGCAGCAUCACAACCGGUACAAUGUAACCGACCACCGUGGCGUCUGUUUUGUGGUUGUUCAACAGCAGCAGCAGCACCACUGCCGGUGGCACCGGAACGCGUAGAGCACGCCCGAGCGACGCCGACGCCGACAGCCUCCGACAAGCUUCCAGAUUUUUUGCCAAAAACAAAGGGGUGUGUUUGUGUGUUUUUUGUUAGCUACAGAAGCGCACCGCUGUACCAGCUGUUUAAGCCCAAUCCUAGCCAACAACACAAAAACACGGGGAGUCACUAAAUUAGUGGCCACCGAAGCAAAGUAAGCAAACAAAAAAGGGCCAGCCCGGAAAAAAAUAAAGUAGUGUGCGGGGAGUUUGCACAUUAAAAGCAUAAGCCGCACCACCGCAGGCAAACAAGAAAUAGUUUAUCCGUACCGGUGCCCAUCCGAACCCCUCCUCCCGCCAGGCAGGAGCUGAAGCCAACCAUGAAGUCUGCCAUCCUGUAUCCGUACGGUCCGCUGCGCGCUAAUGGUUGCUGCCGGAUGCUGCACGCCAAACAUUUGGCACUAACGAGCGCCAUCUACACCCUGAACAUUUCCAUCCUGGUGGUACUGCUGUACUCGUGGCGCAUCAGCGUGAACGUGAAGAAGUACGGCGACCUGGAGGAUGUGUACUACGGCGUGCAGAUAGCGUACUUCGCCAUCAUCGGUACGCAGUGUUCGAUGAUACUGCUCAGCGUGGUGCUUAUUUUCGGCAUCUAUCGGGAGAACAUUGGACUGGUCGUGCCGUGGAUAAUCGGAUUUAUCACCUUCAUGGCACUGGAAGCGGUCGCAAUGGUCUACUCGAACGUACUGCGCGACCACGUGAACCGGCAGUUCGAUUCGCUCUGCAAGGCGGAGGUGGCGUUCUUCAUAUCGCGCGCCAUCAUCAAUAUAAUGGCGAUGUGGGCGGUGACGCGCUUCUACAACCUGCUGCGCGCCGGCGUUACCUGGAAGGGCCCGGAGCUGAUCGAGCUAUGACACAACUCGAACGAGACGGAAA